GUCCAUUGAGAUUCUAGCAACGCUGCUACUGCAUUAUUACCAUGCCAUUAUUCAUCCGGGCUUAAAUCGGGCCAAAUCCGGUGUAAUAUUAAAGGGAAAAAAAAUUAUCUCGUUCAAUUUAUCGACCGACCUCUCCACCGCCGAUCGAAGAUACUCCGUUUUCCGUUGAUUUUCUAUUUCAGGCAUAUUAUAUUCUUCUUUUACAGUUAAGAUUUGAGCUGUGAGUUUAAUGUGCCAUAGAUUGUAGUAUUACUAUAUUGCCAUGCACAACUGUGUUAACCGGUUUUCUAACACAGAAAGCGUGUGGACAUUGAUUCAAUGUCAGCAUCUAGCAAAUUUGAUCUAUCUUCUGGUAGCCCAGAUAGGCCUCUGUACUCAUCUGGGCGUCGUGGAUCCUACGCUACUGCUCUGGACAGAUCAGGUAGCUUUCGCGAGAACAUGGAGAAUCAAAUCUUAUCAACUCUUCCAAACAUGACAAGAAGCAGUUCUUCUGUGACACAUGGAGAUGUGAUGACUUUUUUUCAAUGUGUGCGUUUUGAUCCAAAGUCGAUGGUCGUGGACCAUAAGUUGAAUCGACCAGUGGCAUUUAAGCGACUUGCAACUGCUGCCGUUGGCAUCCCACUAGAAGAUCCUCUACCUGGAUCUUCAAAUAGCAAACCACCGCCUUCUCCAUCAUCAGAUGAUCUCAGACGACUCAGGGCUGGUGUACGGGAAGGUGGUAGUAAAGCUAGGGAACGUGUAAAGAUAUUCAAUGAUUGUUUAUCUGUAAUCAACAAAUGUUUCCCAACCAUUCCAUCAAGAAAAAGAUCCCGACUGGAUACCUUAUCAAAUGACCGAUCCAAUGCCUUGUUACCAACUGAUCGGUCAAGUUCAGGGAUGAGCAUCAGCAAAAUGGGAUCACAGAGUCAUGCCAGUACGAGUAGUUUUGAACUGGAGCAACAAAGAUCAGAAGAAAGGACAAAAAUUUUGAUUCCAAACAAGCGCACACGAACUUCUAUGGUAGACCCAAGGGCAAAUACCCCUGCAAGGCCAGCUGGAGUUAUGGACAAGGAUAGGGAAAUAAUAAGAUUUCCUAACAGUGGCAUGAUUAAUGGCGAGGAUCGAACAUCAUCCCUUACCGUUGAUGGUUGGGAGAAAUCAAAGAUGAAGAAAAAACGUACUGGAAUAAAGACAGACGGUACUGCAAGUUCAAUGGUGAUGAAAUCUGCUGAUGGCUACAGGGAGUCUAAGCAAGUAAUGCAGCCACGACUUCCUACUGAUGCCCGUUCAAGGAUGAAUGAUUCUUAUGGCGCCAGACCUGGGAUUGCCAAUGGGAGUGUAGGAGUUGGAAAAGCUGAAUCCUCCUCGCAGCAGACUGGCUUAGGCACACGGCCUAUCUCUAGGGCUGAGCUGGACAACAGCCCCAUUCUUCAUGAGAGGAGAGAGCGUCCAACUGCUCCAGAGAAAGAAAGGGUGAAUCUUAGAGCUGUUAACAAGGCAAAUGCCCGUGAAGAUUUCAGUUCAGGCAGCCCUACCUCUAGCUCAAAGUUGAAUGCAAAUGCUCAGGCUCCACAUUCUGGUACUGAAGGUGGUGUAUCCAAGUUCUCUCAAGUGGUGCAACUGGCUACAGAAUCUAAUGAUUGGGAGCUUUCUAACUGUACAAGCAAACUACCUGGUGCUGUUGGGGCUAAUAACUGUAAACGCACACCUUCAACGCGGUCUUCUUCACCUCCUGUUGCUAAUUGGGUCCAGAGACCGCAAAAGAUCUCUCGAACAGCAAGAAGAACUAAUAUUGUUCCUAUUGUCCCCAGCAAUGAUGAGACCCUUACCGUUGAUACGACAUCUGAGGUGACGAGGAAUGAAAGAUGCAUGCCUGGCCAUUCUCCUCGGCAAAUUAAACAAAUAAGUGACUUCUCUUCAGCUGCAUUUUCUGAAAGUGAGGAAUCAGGGGCUGCUGAAGCUAAGCCAAGAGACAAAAACAAGAAGUUUGAUGAGAUGGAUGAAAAAUGUGGACAAAAUAUCCAUAAAAUGUCAACCCUUCUGCUACCACCUAGAAAAAAUAAGGCAGCUAGUGGGGAAGACCAUGGAGACAGUGUCCGAAGGCAAGGGAGGAGUGGCCGUGGCUUUACUUCCACCAGGUCCCUCAUGACUUUAACAGUUGAAAAACAUGGAAAUGUCGGAACAACAAAACAAAUAAGAAGUUCAAGAUUUGGUUUUGAAAAAAAUGAAAGGGCAGGUCGACCACCUACGAGGAAACCCUCUGAUAGGAAGCCUUAUACACGUCAGAAGCACACAGUUAAUAUAGCACCAGAUUUUCUAGUUGGUUCAGAUGAUGGGAAUGAAGAGCUGUUGGCUGCUGCAAAUGCUGUUACAAAUACUGCACUAGCCCUUUCUAACUUGUUCUGGAGGAAGAUGGAACCUCUGUAUCGUCUCAUAUCUGAUACAGAUAUUGCAUAUCUGAAAGACCAGGUACCUAUGUUGUAUUUGAAGAACUCUUGAGCUAUGAUCCAGCAAGAAGCGACUUCUUCUAGCUCCUGAUGUAUAGCAAUCAAAUGUCGUCACUUGCCUUAUCAACGUGUUUUUAUUCUUUGUUUAAUAUCUAAGAAUUAGAUGUGUAUUCCUUUAUCAAGUACAAUAUUCUCUCUUGUUACCUGCUGAACUUUAUUCUGCAACAACUGUCAUGGUUCAAAUUAGGCCCGAAUUUGUUAAAGCUUACUUAACCAAGCAGUUCAUCACUGUGUAUGUAACAACUGCUGAUUAUCUUAGACACCAAAACUAAUAUUUACUGUGUCAUAACUGCCAUAACCACCGUAAGUUCCCCUCAUAUUAAAAUUUACUUUUAUGUUGAUUAUAAUAACUGUAUCAAUACUUCACUUGAAACAGAAUUCAUGUUUUUUUUUAUAGGUAAUCAGAGAAUUUUAUUCCUUAAAAGAGAGAACACGGGAGGUAUACAAUCACUUUAAGCAUGAAGGGAACAACAAGAAAUUAGGCAACCCUACAACAAGAUUUUUAGUCACUGCAUUAAACUAAGUAUACAAAGUCAAGUAAAAUAAUUCUCUUAUCUGCUCUGUUGUCUUUGUUUAGUCUUCGAAACAUCGAUCGUUCCGUUCUCUCCAUAUGCACUAUACAAUGCAUCCCGAGAUAAGAUUCCAGAGAAGUUUGCUAUCCUUAUCUCGAAGUUUUCUUCUCGAUGCCCGCACCAAGUCUUCUAUACGCUUAGGUAGUACCCAAUCCAUUGAUUGAGAAGUCAGAAUACUGUUCCAAAGCCAACGUACACCAUCACAAUGAAUGAAUAAAU
Molecule: messenger RNA, 3277 nt
Organism: Olea europaea var. sylvestris
Lineage: Eukaryota; Viridiplantae; Streptophyta; Magnoliopsida; Lamiales; Oleaceae
Exons: 9
Coding region: 319-2478 (719 amino acids)
Source: RefSeq, a predicted model, not a curated record